UUCUUCACUCACGUAAAUGAUAAAUCAUUCAUUCCAAUUUCCUCAAAAAAGAUCUAUAAAUCUUCAAUGCUGGCAACAUCAGUUUUUCCUUGUAAAUCCUUAGUAGGCUUACAAUCACACCACCGCCACAUGUCUAUACGCUCUGGUUUGGCACGGAACGCGCCGCUAUCCGUGGCGGCAGUGGACAGACGAAGCCUCUACGAGGUUCUGCGGGUUAAGCACAACGCAUCCCAAACAGAAAUCAAGACGGCGUACAGAACGCUUGCUAAGAUAUACCACCCCGAUGCCAGAUCGCGUUUCAUGAAUUCCUCUAUUUCUUCUUCUUCAUCAUCAUCGGACGGUCGAAGUUUCAUCGAGAUCCACGACGCUUACAAUACGUUGUCGGAUCCCGAGGCCCGGGCGGUGUAUGACUUGAAAUUGAGCAUCGGAUCGCAACGGCGGAGACCGCCACCUUCGAGUGUUUAUGGAUACCGGAGAUUUAACCCGACUCGAAGGUGGGAAACGGAUCAGUGUUGGUGAUUCUGCCAUAUGUAUGCUUGUUAUUAAUUAUGCAUUAUGUGGUAAAUUAGUAGACGAAAAAUCUUAUGUAAAUUCUUCUUCUUCCUUUCUGUUUUUCUUUCAUUUUUCCACUUAAGGAAACGAAUACAGAUUAGCCCCUUUUUUAUUUCUUUCUUCUUUUUUGGGGUUUUAAUAAAUAAAAUUAUCAUGUGUAAUUUUAGCUUAGGGAAAGAUUUGUUGGUUUUGAUUUCUGCUUAUCUACGCAAUUGACUACUUGUUCUUUAA
This is a messenger RNA of Olea europaea var. sylvestris, 783 nucleotides long. Its product is annotated as chaperone protein dnaJ 11, chloroplastic-like. The record is from RefSeq and is a predicted model, not a curated record. The coding region runs from base 67 to 519 and encodes 150 amino acids. Lineage: Eukaryota; Viridiplantae; Streptophyta; Magnoliopsida; Lamiales; Oleaceae. The transcript has a single exon.